AUGUACGAUCUUCGACAAGGACUACACGUACUUCCAGUUCCGACCGUCUCCAUCACGUGGCGCUUGUGUGUACAUACCAACUUCCGGUACGAACUUGGUGAUUCGACUUUGCUGGAGAGUUCAAUUGCCAAGCAGCUGGGUCUAUCUGGGCCAGCAGCUCCACUUUGUAUGCAGUGGACGAAUGGAGUGCGGCGAACUGAAGAGGAUUCCGAGCGGGUUCAGUUAGAGAUAUCUGGAAAUGGUCGAAAGCGCUACAAUUUGAGUGACGUUCACACGGUGUCGAGUCUGGAUCUGCCGCGGCAGACUAUGGACUUCGAGCAACUCCAAACGAAGUUUCCGCACUUGAAGGGGUUGCCCAUCACGAGCUACGAGGCAGCAGUGCCGGGGAUACUCAUCGGUUUGGACAACACCCAGCUGAAGACAACUCUGAAACUCCGCGAAAGUAGCAGCGAUGAACCCGUAGCAGCGAAAACGCGGCUUGGCUGGACGUUAUUCGGUAAAACUGGAAAAUCGGAAGCGUCGUCAUCUCACCGAGUUUUGCACAUCUGCCAGCAAUCAACGGAUACAGAUCUUCACGAGUUGGUGAAAAGCUUCUUCGCGAUCGAAGGAACCGGAGCUGAGGCGAACACAGUGGUCGAAUCGAAAAUGGAGAGACGAGCUCGGGAGAUUAUGGAGGCCACUACAGUACGUACGAAUUCGGGAAAAUUCGAAACAGGACUUCUCUGGAGGUUCGACAAGAUAGCAUUUCCCGAUAGCAGACCAAUGGCUGAGAGAAGGCUGCGGUGUCUCGAGACUCGACUGUCGAAGAAGCCAGCACUCUACGAAAACGUGCGGAAACAAAUGGUCGACUACGUCAACAAAGGUUAUGCUCAUAAAGCUACCAAAGAAGAGCUGGAGACAACUAAAUCAUGUCAAGCAUGGUAUUUACCACUGGGCGUGGUAAGCAACCCAAAAAAGCCGGAGAAAGUUCGUAUUGUGUGGGACGCUGCAGCUUCAGUUAAGGGAGUUUCAUUGAACUCGGUUCUCCUCAAAGGACCGGAUCUUCUGCAGUCUCUACCGACAGUUUUAUGCCGAUUCCGACAACGGGAGGUUGCCAUCAACGCGGAUAUCAGAGAGAUGUUUCAUCAGGUGUACAUUCGACCGGAGGACCGCCAAGCCCAACGAUUCCUUUGGCGAAACAAUUCGACGGAACCGAUGGAAGUAUUCGUUAUGGAUGUUGCUAUAUUUGGCGCAACGUGUUCACCGUGUUCUGCGCAGUUUGCAAAGAAUCUCAACGCUAGCGAGCAUGCGACGGAAUUUCCAAGGGCUGCAACUGCAGUAGUCGAAAAUCAUUAUGUUGACGACUACUUAGAUAGUACGGAUACCGUCAACCAGGCAAUACAGUUGGCAACAGAGGUAAAAUGGAUACAUCAGCGAGGAGGCUUCGAACCUCGGAACUGGCUGUCUAACCGCAAGGAAGUAUUGGAGAAGCUAGGCGAGGAAUCACCAGAUGCGUCGAAGAACUUCGUGAUGGGUAAAGGCUGUACGUCAGAGCGUGUUUUGGGCAUGAUUUGGCUACCGCAGGAGGACGUCUUCUCCUUCGCUAUCGAUUUCCGGAAAGAUCUGGAUCGGCUUCUAGGCAGCGACAUCUACCCCACCAAAAGAGAACUGUUAAGCCUUGUGAUGAGUAUAUUCGAUCCUCUUGGGCUUGCGGCAAACUAUAUCAUUCAUGGCAAGAUGUUGGUGCAAGACGUGUGGCGCACGAAUACAGCAUGGGAUGAGAAGAUACCGGAUGAAAUCUUCCCGACGUGGCAACGAUGGGUCCAGUCGCUCCGUGAGCUGACACAGUUUCGCAUUGACCGCUGCUACUUUCCGGGAUACACUCCUAAGGCACUGGAAACUUUGGAACUACAUGUGUUCGUCGACGCAAGCGUAUCAGCGUAUGCUGCGGUGGCCUACUUCCGCAUAGUGGAUCGUGGGACGGUCAGGUGUAGCCUCGUGUCGUCGAAGACCAAAGUAGCGCCGAUCAAACAACUCUCCGUGCCUAGACUGGAACUGCAGGCUGCAGUUCUAGGAACGAGGUUAAUGAAGUCCAUCAUCAGUAGUCACACGCUUUCGAUCAACAGAAAGGUAUUUUGGAGUGAUUCCAAUACCGUCCUAGCUUGGCUCCGUUCAGAUCAGCGUAGAUUUCACCAAUUCGUGGCGUUCAGGAUUGGCGAGAUUCAGGAGGAAACGGACGUUUCAGAGUGGAGAAAGGUGCCGUCAGGAUGGAACGUAGCAGAUGAUGCCACGAAGUGGGGCAAUGGUCCGAAAGCUUUGAACAGCAGCAGAUGGGUGCAAGGACCAGAGUUUCUCCACAAGGACGAAUCAGAAUGGCCAGAACAAAAAAGUGACUGGAUCACCGAUGAGCAAUUGCGAGCAACCGUGACCAUCCAUCGUCAGGCUGAACCAGAACGAAUUAUAGAGUUUGAUCGUUUCUCUAAAUGGGAAAGGUUGGUACGUGCAGUAGGGUACGUUCUGCGAUUCCGCAGCAAUCUCCAGAAAAGAUUACGUAAGCAGCAGUUACCCGGCACCAUCAGUCUAAGUAGCGAGGAGUUGUUGGAAGCAGAAAGGAUGAUAAUCCGCUCUCUCCAACGAGAAGUAUUUUCCGAGGAAUAUGCCAUACUGGAUUCAAAACAACAGUCUGAGAAUGAUGAGCCCAAGACGGUAAAGAAGACCAGUAAAAUCUACAAGUUGUGCCCUUUCGUCGGAGUUGACGGCGUACUACGGAAGGACGGGCGCAUCGGUGCCGCUCCAUGGCUUACUAUUGAGGCUAAAUUUCCAGCCAUCCUUCCGAAAGCUCACUACGUAACGGAAUUAGUUGUCGACGAGAUCCACCGAAAAUUCGGACAUUCUAACAACGAGACCGUCGUCAAUGAGAUCAGACAAAGGUAUCAUGUGUCCGAACUCAGAGCUGUCGUAAGAAGAGUAGCCCAGCGCUGUCAACGAUGUAAGAUGCGGAAAGCAACCCCUCUACCACCCCGAAUGAGUUCUUUACCAGAGGUGCGUCUAACUCCUUACGUCAAGCCGUUUACCUACACCGGUCUUGACUAUUUUGGUCCACUUUCGGUGAGGAUAGGACGAAGUCAUGCAAAGCGAUGGGUGGCAUUGUUCACAUGCCUUACAACAAGAGCCGUUCAUUUAGAGUUAGCGUACACUCUAUCCACGGAAUCAUGCAAGAUGGCUGUACGGCGAUUCGUGGCUCGCCGUGGAGCUCCAAUGGAGAUAUACUCUGAUCAAGGUACAAACUUCCAGGGAGCCCGAAAAGAGCUGAAUGAACAAGUUCGACGGAUAAAUUGCGAGUUGUCUUCAACGUUCACCAAUGCAAUAACUAAGUGGAAGUUGAACCCCCCGUACGCCCCUCAUAUGGGGGGCAUAUGGGAAAGAUUGGUCCGAUCGGUGAAGUGUGGACUAGCAGCCAUGGAGAUUUCAAGGAAUGCGGAUGAGGAAACGCUUCUUACAGCGCUUGCUGAAGUGGAGUCUAUGGUGAAUACGCGUCCCCUGACCUAUUUACCGUUAGAUGCAGCAGAGGAUGAGGCGCUCACACCGAACCACUUCCUUCUUCUCAGUUCCAACGGUGUUUGUCAGCCGGCGGCCGCCCCUCAGGACGAAAGGUCAGCGCUACGGUCUAACUGGAACCACGUUCGGGUCAUGUUGGACAGGUUCUGGAAGAGGUGGAUUAGAGAAUACAUCCCGGUAAUAGCGAAGCAGUCCAAGUGGUUCGGCGAAGUGAAGCCACUAAAGGUCGGCGACCUGGUGGUUUCCGUGAAUGAGAACGUGAGGAACAGCUGGGACCGAGGAGUAGUUAUCAACGUAUAUCCAGGGAAAGAUGGAAGGAUCAGACGGACAGACGUGAGAACGGCAGCCGGUGUAUUUCUACGGCCUGUGACUCAGCUAGCGGUCUUGGAUGUGCUGGAUAAAGGUGGUAUAGCUGAAGAAACUACCAGCAAUACGGGGUGGGAGCUGGACGCGGAAGGGAUCUAUGAGGAGGACUGCACCACGGCCUACGAGGAAUUCGAGAAGCUGUACUAUCGUUUACGGGCGGCUUUGCUGGCAAAACUACCAACGGAGGAGAUUGCUGUUGAGCUGAACAACACGUUAGCUCGGAAUGGUCAACAUGUAGGGGCGCACACUGAUGUUCGUCUGCCGCAGAUUUCUCUACCGGAGUUCGACGGCGACUACAAGGGAUGGCUGUCGUUCAAGUCAACGUACGUGUCGCUGAUUCACGAUUCUGGGGAGCUAAGCGACGUGCAGAAGUUCCAUUACCUGAAGUCAGCGCUUAAAGGGGAAGCAGCCAAACUUAUCGAAUCGCUCACGCUUACCAACGAUAACUAUUCGAUUGCUUGGAGCACGAUUACGAAGCGGUAUUCCAACGAGUACCUGUUGAAGAAGAGGCAUUUGCAGGCACUGAUGGAAGUCUGA
Messenger RNA from Aedes albopictus (Asian tiger mosquito), 4440 nucleotides. RefSeq lists its product as uncharacterized. The record is from RefSeq and is a predicted model, not a curated record. The coding region runs from base 1 to 4440 and encodes 1479 amino acids. Gene Ontology annotation, molecular function: nucleic acid binding. Gene Ontology annotation, biological process: DNA integration. NCBI's taxonomy places the organism in Eukaryota, Metazoa, Arthropoda, Insecta, Diptera, Culicidae. The transcript has 4 exons.